Molecule: messenger RNA, 3459 nt
Organism: Dama dama (fallow deer)
Lineage: Eukaryota; Metazoa; Chordata; Mammalia; Artiodactyla; Cervidae
Gene: STAU2
Product: staufen double-stranded RNA binding protein 2
Exons: 14
Coding region: 458-2473 (671 amino acids)
Source: RefSeq, a predicted model, not a curated record
UUCAUGUCAUACCAUGUGUCACAAUUUCAUUUUUAAGGCUGAAUAAUACUCUGUUAUAUGUGUAUACCACAUUUUGUUCAUUCAUCUAUCAAUAGAUAUUUGGGAUGUUUCCACCUUUUGACUAUUUGAAUAAUACUGCAGUGAGCACGGGAGAGCAAGUGUAUGUUCAGAUGCCUGCUUUCUGUUAUUCUGGGUAUAUAUCCAGAAGCGAAAUUGCUGGAUCCUAUGGUAGUUCUGUUUAAUGACUGUUUUCCAUAGUGGCUGCACCAUUUCACAUUCCCACUAAUAAUAAACAAGAGCUCCAAGUUCCCCACAUCCUCACCAGUGCUUAUUUCUCUCUUUCUUUCCUCCCUUCCUUUCUCCCUCCCUCCCUCUCCUCCUCGCUGAUGGCCAUCGUACUAGAUAUGAAGUGGCAUCUUAGAGUUUUCAUUUGCAUCUUUGAUAUUAGUGAUGUUUAAUGUCUCUUUAUUUGCUUGUUGGCUAUUUUAAUGUCAUUGUUGGAGAAAUGUCUAUGCAAACACCUUACUCAACACUCCCCCACUACAAGAAAAAUUUUAAAGAAUGUCUUUCAAGCAGCAGGAAAAUGAAAAAGAUGAACAAAGAAGAAAGCAGAAAUGGUCAUUACUUGGCUUCUCUCCAAGAUAAAAUGGCAAACCCCAAAGAGAAAACUCCAAUGUGUCUGGUAAAUGAGUUAGCCCGUUUCAAUAGAGUCCAACCCCAGUAUAAACUUCUGAAAGAAAGAGGGCCUGCUCAUUCGAAGAUGUUCUCAGUGCAACUGAGUCUUGGGGAGCAGACAUGGGAAUCCGAAGGGAGCAGUAUAAAGAAGGCCCAGCAAGCCGUCGCUAACAAAGCUUUGACGGAAUCCACGCUCCCCAAACCAGUUCAGAAGCCACCCAAGAGCAAUGUUAAUAAUAACCCAGGUAGUAUAACUCCAACUGUGGAACUGAAUGGGCUUGCUAUGAAAAGGGGAGAGCCUGCCAUCUACAGGCCAUUAGACCCAAAGCCUUUCCCCAAUUAUAGAGCUAAUUACAACUUUCGGGGCAUGUACAAUCAGAGGUAUCAUUGCCCAGUGCCCAAGAUCUUUUAUGUUCAGCUGACUGUAGGAAAUAAUGAAUUUUUUGGGGAAGGGAAGACUCGACAAGCCGCUAGACACAAUGCCGCGAUGAAAGCCCUUCAAGCACUGCAGAAUGAACCUAUUCCAGAAAAAUCAGCUCAGAAUUGCGAAUCAGGAAAAGAAAUGGAUGAUGACAAAGAUGCAAAUAAGUCUGAGAUCAGCUUAGUGUUUGAAAUUGCUCUGAAGAGAAAUAUGCCCGUCAGUUUUGAGGUUAUUAAAGAAAGUGGACCACCACACAUGAAAAGCUUUGUGACCCGGGUGUCAGUGGGAGAGUUCUCCGCUGAAGGAGAGGGAAAUAGCAAAAAACUCUCCAAGAAGCGUGCUGCAACCACUGUGCUACAGGAGCUUAAGAAACUUCCGCCUCUGCCUGUGGUUGAAAAGCCAAAACUAUUUUUUAAAAAACGCCCUAAAACAAUAGUAAAGGCUGGACCAGAAUAUGGUCAAGGAAUGAACCCCAUUAGCCGCCUGGCUCAGAUUCAACAGGCCAAAAAGGAAAAGGAGCCAGAUUACGUUUUGCUUUCAGAAAGAGGAAUGCCUCGACGUCGGGAAUUUGUGAUGCAGGUCAAGGUAGGCAAUGAAGUUGCUACUGGAACAGGACCUAAUAAAAAGAUAGCCAAAAAAAAUGCUGCAGAAGCUAUGCUGUUACAGCUUGGUUAUAAAGCGUCCACUAGUCUUCAAGAUCAGCUUGACAAGACAGGGGAAAACAAAGGAUGGAGUGGUCCAAAGGCUGGGUUUCCUGAACCAACAAGUAACACUCCAAAAGGAAUUCUUCAUUUGUCUCCUGAUGUUUAUCAAGAGAUGGAAGCCAGCCGCCACAAAGUAAUCUCUGGCACGACUCUAGGCUAUUUGUCACCCAAAGAUAUGAACCAACCCUCGAGCUCUUUCUUCAGUAUAUCUCCCACAUCGAGUAGUUCAGCUACAAUUGCCAGGGAACUCCUUAUGAACGGAACAUCUUCUACAGCUGAAGCCAUAGGUUUAAAAGGAAGUUCUCCUACUCCCCCUUGUUCUCCAGUACAACCUUCAAAACAGCUGGAAUAUUUAGCAAGGAUUCAAGGCUUUCAGGUGCACUACUGUGAUAGACAGAGUGGCAAAGAGUAUGUGACCUGUCUGACAUUAGCCCCUGUGCAGAUGACCUUCCAUGCUAUUGGAAGCUCCACUGAAGCCAGCCAUGACCAGGCAGCUUUAAGUGCCUUGAAACAAUUUUCUGAACAAGGACUGGAUUCAAUGGAAGGGGCAAUGAAUAUUGAAAAAGGUUCUCUUGAAAAACAAGCCCAGCAUCUGGGAGAGAAAGCGAACAAUAACCAGACACACCCGGGCUCCAUCGCUCAGGACUGCAAGAAAUCAAGGUCGGUCAUCUAGCAGCUCCCAUAACCGCGCUGCCACCGCGUCCUUAUAAACCUGUCAGCACGCAUGAGGGUGUCUGUGUUCAAGGAAAUGAAUGACUAAUACCAUGAUUUGAGUCUUAUGUGAAGACAACACUAUUCUAACACAAGAGAUAAUAGACAUAGGACUGUUUAUUCAACUGGGGGAAAAUAAAACUUUGAGCAUUUCCCUUGGAACUUGAGAUCAGAUCAUAACUCAUGUGCCCAGAGGCAGCAGAAAUCCGAUCCUGCUACUGGAGCUUAAAAUAACAAUUAAUGAAAAGUGUUAGAGAAAUUGGGUUUGAUUUUUCGAUGCUGAAUAGAGAAAUUGGGUUUGGUUCUGUUGUUAGGAUUGUUUUCUCGUGGCACUUGUGUUCGCUUCUCUCUCGUUUUAAAUAAUGCCUGACGAUUCCAAGAUUAACCAACGAUGUGCUGUGUGCAAUGUGAUGGUCGUUGUCUUCAUAUAGAGUCACCCCAGUUUCUCUUUCAAUGCAGAUAUUUGUAAGCUUCAUCCUAUAUCAAUAUGAAUAACUUCAGGGCGCACCACUCAAAGAUAUAUGCCAACAAACAUGGUGGAAAUCAGGUCAGACUUGUGAUGAUGCAUAUGAAAUAAGGGUAGGAACAACUGGUUUCAAUAGACGCCAGGAAUUCAGAAAGAAAACAAAAACCAGUUGUGGGUUUUGAACUCCAUCAUCCUAUUAGCCACUGAGGAGGCGUCUUGCCUCUCCAGCCAUUUAUGUGGAUUCCACGUUCGUGGUGGACAUCGCUCCCACCCCAUCCGUGUAUUGUAAGCCGCUCACUGUUUGCAUCCAAAGUGUUCUUUGAUAACUGCCUCUGCACUUGGGUCACGGAGUGGGAUCAAAAGCAGUGAUGUACAUGGUGGGGAAGGAAAGCCAGUCAGAGGAUCCAUAGAGGUCUUGCCAGCCAUGCUCUGGACCAGCAUGUUGGAAUCCAGGGUGAAGACAACGCAGUAAAAAAAAAUGU